Messenger RNA from Xenia sp. Carnegie-2017, 1452 nucleotides. RefSeq names its product angiopoietin-related protein 7-like. The transcript is spliced from 3 exons. Lineage: Eukaryota; Metazoa; Cnidaria; Anthozoa; Malacalcyonacea; Xeniidae. The record is from RefSeq and is a predicted model, not a curated record. Bases 40 to 834 code for a protein of 264 amino acids.
AUUUCAACUCAUGCUGUUCACAAUGACAUUGAAUGUUCCAUGAAAUGUCAUCAACAGAAACUAUGUGUUGGCUUUAAUUUCUUAUUUGAUGCAAAAGAAUUUGAGAUAAACUGCCAAAUUACCAACAGAAAAAAACCCAGAAAUAUGGAGAAACUAGCCUCAGAAGGCAAAUGGACUUUUUAUGAAUCUCAUGCAUUGGCAAAAGACUGUGCAGAUCUAUACAUGAAAGGAAAGAGGAAGAAUGGAGUUUAUGAAAUUGAUCCAGAUGGCCAGGGCAGUUUCAAUGUUUUCUGUGAUAUGACAACAUCUAGUGGAGGUUGGACUGUGUUUCAACGUCGUCAAGAUGGAAGUGUAGACUUUUAUCGAGAUUGGAGGGAUUAUAAGAAUGGUUUUGGUGAUCUGAAAGGCGAAUUCUGGCUUGGAUUGGAUAAAAUAUACAGACUAACAUCAGCAAGGAGAAAUAAACUUCGUGUUGACCUUGGAGACUGGUCAGGAAACAAAGCAUAUGCUGAAUAUGAUUAUUUUGCUGUAGAGAAUGAAGCAAAUAAAUAUAAGUUGAGUCUUGGUGCAUAUUCUGGAAAUGCUAGCAAUUCAUUAUCUUGUCAUAAAGCCAAGGCGUUUUCAACAAAAGAUUCAAAUAAUCAUCAAAGUGCAGGAAACUGUGCCACUGACUGGAAAGGAGCUUGGUGGUAUUGUUAUGAUAACUAUUGUUAUGACUCUAACCUGAAUGGACACUACUAUAGUGGCAACCAAAACAAUUACAAAGGUGUGACUUGGCGACAAUGGAAAGGUGGUAAAUCUUUAAAGUUCACUGAGAUGAAAAUAAAAGCAUAAAGAAUUUCCAAAGCUGUAAUGUCAUAAAUUUGAUCACUAUUUCUAAUGAAACUUUCAACAUUUAAUAACAAAAAAUAACUUUUAUGUCUUUUAAAGAUCCUUUAUAAUCAUUAUCAUUUAAAAAAGCGUUGAAAAAAUAGUUAAAAAUACUGUGGUGAAAUAAUAACUUUCUAAUAUUUUCUCUAAAAUUAGAGCUGAUUUAGGUAAUUAUGUGAUUCUAAUGUUAUGUCUUUUCACUCAUUUCUUUAAUGAGAUAUUGCUCUGUAUGUAACUAAUUCUAUAUUUUCGCCUCGUUCCACGCAAUCUUGGUGUAUCAUGCAUUUCAUGCAAUUAUCUUACAUCAUUAUUCACUAUGUAAGCAAUGUCGCUUUUGAUUGGUCAACUACCUGCAAAUAAUUCUAGAUAUCUGUAGGUAAGACGUCUAUUUACAAAUAACAGUUUCUACAAUUAUGGACGUCAUUAAGAGCCGGUUUCGAAAAAAAGUCAAAUCAUAGCGAUGUUUUCCACAGUUUCUAAAAACGAUGUAAAAGCUUUGAAACAAGAAGCAUCCAGAAAACACUAAAAAAGCGGCUAAGAUGGCUUUGAACGUGCUUACAACAUAUUUAAACAAGAUGAACU